Rhopilema esculentum is the source of this 1648-nucleotide messenger RNA. Its product is annotated as mitochondrial-processing peptidase subunit beta. NCBI's taxonomy places the organism in Eukaryota, Metazoa, Cnidaria, Scyphozoa, Rhizostomeae, Rhizostomatidae. Gene Ontology annotation, cellular component: mitochondrion. The record is from RefSeq and is a predicted model, not a curated record. Gene Ontology annotation, molecular function: metal ion binding; metalloendopeptidase activity.
UAUAUACUGAAAUCGAGACAUCAAAUUUGCUCUCUCGCUAGAUCUUACUCAAGAUGGCGUCGUCAGUUGUACGACUUGUCGGCAAAUCUGCAAAGAAUUUAAGGCCUUUUCGUGGAAAUUUGCUGCAGAAAAGAUUUGAAUCAUUAUCAGCAUAUGAAAAGUCGUUGUAUAAUGUACCAGAAACAAAAGUAACAGUAUUACCAAAUGGAUUUAAAGUUGCAUCUGAGAAUUCAAGAAUAUCAACAUGCACUGUUGGCCUUUGGAUUGAUGCUGGGAGCAGAUUUGAAAAUGAGAAAAAUAAUGGAGUGGCCCAUUUUCUAGAACAUAUGGCUUUCAAGGGCACAAAGAAGAGAUCCCAAGUGGAUUUAGAAUUAGAGGUUGAGAAUAUGGGAGCUCAUCUCAAUGCAUACACCUCUAGGGAACAAACAGUUUACUACGCAAAAUCGUUCUCAUCUGAUCUUCCUAAAGCCGUCGACAUUCUUUCUGACAUCAUUCAGAAUUCUACACUUGGUGAAACGCAGAUUGAGCGAGAACGAGGCGUGAUUCUACGAGAGAUGCAGGAAGUCGAAACUCAAAUAGAGGAAGUAAUAUUCGAUCACCUACAUGCAACAGCCUACCAAGGCACUCCGCUUGGGUACACAAUUCUGGGUCCAUCAGAGAAUGUCAGAAAAAUAUCCAGAAAUGAUCUUCGCGAAUACAUUGACAAACACUACAGUGCUCCAAGAAUGGUACUUGCUGCAGCUGGAGGAGUCGACCACGAUGAGCUGGUUAAGUUGGCAGAAAAGCACUUUUCUGGGCUCAGAUCAAGUUACAGCGAAACUGAAAGGCUCAACCCAUGCCGCUUCACUGGAUCUGAGAUCCGAAUUCGUGAUGAUGAAAUGCCGUAUGCACACAUCGCAAUCGCUGUAGAAGGAUGUGGAUGGGCGCACCCUGAUUAUUUCACUUUGAUGGUUGCUAAUAUGCUUGUUGGAAACUGGGACAGGUCGAUGGGUGGAGCCAAGCACAUGGCCAGCCCAUUGGCACAAGUUGUUAGUCAGAAUGACCUCGCCCACAGCUAUAUGUCUUUCAACACUUGCUACACCGAUACUGGUCUAUUUGGAACCUACAUGGUUACUGAUAGAAUGAAAAUUGACGAUUUGUUGUUUAAUGUUCAGUCUGAAUGGAUGAGGCUUUGCAGCAGCAUUAAGGACUCAGAAGUUGAAAGAGCGAAGCGACUUUUGAAAACAAACCUUCUUCUCCAGUUAGAUGGAUCAACCCCAGUGUGUGAAGAUAUCGGAAGGCAAAUGCUUACAUACGGUCGUCGAAUUCCAUUACCUGAACUCGAUAAACGAAUUAGUAUGAUCGAUGCGAAGGCAGUCAAAGAGGUUGCAUCGAAAUAUAUUUAUGACAAAUGCCCAGCAGUUGUUGGAAUAGGCCCUAUCGAACAACUGCCUGACUACAACAGAAUUCGUGGCUCUAUGUGGUGGAUGCGUUUGUAAAGUUUGGACUCAUAGUUACAUUGAACGAUUUCGAAAUUUAAACUCUGAAUGACGUUAGUUUUGGAAAUUCCACGCAAAUCGUGAUGUAUUUGUCAAUAGUGAACCACUGCAAACUUCUUAAGAAUUCCGAACAGUUUUUGUUGCUUUAUUGAGGAUAAUCUUUGAAAAUA